This is a messenger RNA of Epinephelus fuscoguttatus (brown-marbled grouper), 3858 nucleotides long. RefSeq names its product rho GTPase-activating protein 6-like. The transcript is spliced from 14 exons. The coding region runs from base 205 to 2949 and encodes 914 amino acids. The record is from RefSeq and is a predicted model, not a curated record. NCBI's taxonomy places the organism in Eukaryota, Metazoa, Chordata, Actinopteri, Perciformes, Serranidae. Gene Ontology annotation, biological process: signal transduction.
ACCACUCCAGUUUGGGAAUGACCAAUGCGCAGAGGAGCACACCGAGAGGGAAAGAAGACUUUGCGCAGCCAGAUGCAGCACAUUCCAACUCUUCACCAGCUUGUACUUGGACCUUCCUCUUGAUGGGGAAACAGUAAACUCGUGUCUUACAGUCGCAGAGAGACGCACUGAGCAGCGCUGAUGUGAGAUCCAACACGAGGAGACAUGUCUACCGCGCAAGGACUCCUCAACAGCGUCUUCUCCUGCUCCUCUCCUGCCUCCAAAGCCAUAACCAAACGGAGGCUACGCCAAACCCGGAGCCUGGACCCCGCUAUCAUACGACACUGUGACACCGGGACCGAGGCAGCGAGUGGUGCGCCGUUUUCUGGAGCCGCCGCGGACGCAGGUGCGUCCCCGGAGCGCUCGGCUGUGAAGCCGGCUUUACGCACCAAGAUCCCGACACUCAAGGAGCCCAUCACGCCGUCCCUCUCCUCUCCUUCCAUACCGCUGGAUGUUUCUCCAUCCUCCAACUUCCACUUUGACUAUGAUAUAGAGAGGCGUGCCAAAAGGAAUACCGCCGGGGAUUUACCGUAUCUGGUGAGGGGACCCGGCGCGGCGCAGUCAGGGAGCACCGGCACGCUCUUCUCGCCGCGGAGGUGGCUGCAGAGGAAAGUGCAGCCGUCCAGCUCUCACGCUUAUGUUGUGUGGAAAUCAGAGGGUGAUUUCACCUGGAGCAGCCUGUCGGGGCGGAGCGUGCGUCUGAUGCCAGUCCCGAUCCAGAGCCUGUCGGAGCUGGAGAGGGCCAGGCUGCAGGAAGUGGCGUACACCCGUUUACACCAGGACUAUGAUCUGGGGUGUCAAAUCACCAUGCCAAAAGAUGGGCAGAAGAGGAAAAAGUCCCUGAGGAGGAAGUUGGACUCGCUAGCAAAAGAGAAGAGUAAAGACAAAGAAUGCAUACCCCAGGCCUUCAGUAUAGCGCUCUCCCAGGUCAUUGCUAACGACAGAACGCAUAGGCAGCGCCAGGAUGGCUAUCGUCAGGACCCUCCACAGCGCGAGGAGCAUAAGGACUCCUCUGACCUCGUCUCGUCCAUUUUACAGUUUGCCACCAAACGGCCGUCCAAUAAGGAGCUAUCCAGCAGUAACUCUUCUUUGAGUUCCACAUCGGAGACAGCCAAUGAGUCAACGUCACCCAACACGCCUGAGGCUGCACCCCGAGCACGCAGGAGGGGCGGCAUGUCAGUGGACUCCAUCACAGACCUGGAUGACAAUCAAUCCCGCCUCCUGGAGGCCCUGCAGCUCUCUCUCCCGGCUGAAACGCCAAGUAAAAAGGAGAAGCACCGGGACAAGAGGCUGAGCCUCAAUCCCAUCUACCGUCAGGUGCCCCGGGUGGUCGACAGCUGCUGUCAGCACAUCGAGAAAUAUGGUCUGCAGACUGUGGGGAUCUUUAGAGUGGGAAGCUCUAAGAAGAGAGUCCGACAGCUACGUGAGGAGUUUGAUCGCGGCAUUGACGUUCAGCUGGAUGAGGAGCACAGCGUGCACGAUGUGGCUGCUCUGCUUAAAGAGUUCCUCAGGGACAUGCCCGACCCUCUUCUAACCAAGGAGCUCUACACGGCGUUCAUCAACACCACAUUGUUGGAUCCAGAUGAGCAGCAGACUGUCACUCAGCUAAUGGUCUACCUGCUCCCAGCAUGCAACAGUGACACCCUACACCGCCUCCUUGAGUUUUUAUCCACCGUGGCCGACCACGCCCACGACCGGCACGACAAAGACGGACAGGAGACCACAGGGAACAAGAUGACGGCUCUGAACCUGGCCACCAUUUUUGGCCCCAACCUGCUUCACAAGCAGAAGAGCUCGGACAAGGAGUUCAGCGUCCAGAGCUCAGCGCGGGCCGAGGAGAGCACGGCUGUCAUCGCCGUGCUGCAGAGGAUGAUCGCCAGCUACCCAACCCUCUUCAUGGUGCCUCCUGAUCUGCAAAACGAGGUUUUGAUGAAUCUGCUGGAGACGGAUCCAGAUGUGGUGGACUACCUUCUGAGAAGAAAAGCAUCACAGAGUCCCGACCUGUUACAGCCAGAGGAGCCCUUCACCCUGAGUGAGCGCCAUUCCUCCAGCGACUCCAACAAGGUGUCCAGCGGCGAGGUGUCCCCUUAUGACAACAACUCCCCGAUCCUGAGUGAGCGGAGAGGGGAACCGGGAAGCCCGGGCAGCGAGCCGCUCUUCCGGGUCCCAGAACAGUACACUCUGGUGGGGCAGGUGGCCGGCUGGAGCAGAGAGCCUGGGGCCGACACUUGGGGGGCCAAAGACGCCAUAUCAGAGGAACAUGCAAACAUUUGGGGGACAUGGCACACUACGCUUAAACCAGCGCUCAAGGACCAAGUAUACACAGGUUCCCAUGGCAACAUAUCAGAGGGAAGCUCCCGCAGCUCACAGGAAGGUCUUGACGGACUUCACGGCGACGGCAGGCAGAAGGCAUUGCUUCAACGGACUCAGACAGCGUCUGGCAUCACAGAGUGCAGACCCCACCCCCCGGUGACCAGAGUGUGCAUCAGCCCUCAUGUGGAGGCAGGACAACCGCGGCUGCAGCUCAACGCCAACCCUUCCAUCACGUCACACCUCAACAGCACACAUCGAGCAGGCGGGCAUGGACUCAACUCGACCUCCAGACCUCAAGGCGGGGCGAACACUGGUGACGGUGGCCCCGCUGUGCUUAACGACAGCCGCUUUCCUCCCCCUUAUAGCGCCCACCAUCGACUGGCUAGUUCGCAAAGUUCACCGCAGCUCGGACCGGCUCAGCGGCCCCCUCUACAGCAGGGGAGGCUGAGUGCAGCGCAGAGUAACUCAGCCUCGACAGCGGAGAACCAAAUGUCGCCACAUAGCCCGGAGUGGCAGGACUGGCAGAGGGACCGGUGGCAGAUCUGGCAGCUGCUGUCUUCGGACAAUGCCGACGCGCUGCCUGAAACACUGGUGUGAUGUCCGACCAUGAACUCUAGCUUAAUCUCUGUAGAGAUUUCACUCAAACGACUGAACCCCUCCAGUGACAAUCACUCCUUAUCCCUACCUUCAUUUCAUGUUUUCUCUCAGAGGCCUUCCAUCCGUUCAUCUAUGAAUUUCACCCUUCCCAUGAACCCCCUGUGCUUUUCCUGCAUCUUAGCGCCAUGGCGUUGUUGUUUACGUGUUCAGCUGCUGCCUUAUACAGACUUUUACAUCCAAGAGCCACUAGUAUUCCAUGUUUCGAAUGGAUGUUCAGACGUUGCUUCUGUGUGUAGCCCAUUAUGUUUUGAUUUGGGAGCAUUAAAAAAAUGCCCGCCAGAAAUACCUCAAAAAACUAUCCUUUCACAGCUCCUCAGAAUGUUACCACGACCAUAUUUUCUAUUCAGCAGGAGUUCGGUCUUCAUAUCUCAAUGGAAAUCAAUAGGAAAACAUUUGUUUCUGUAGUUACAUUUUCAUUUCAUCAUUUUAAAGUUUUUUUUUUAAACCUUUUCACCAUACAGACACUACGAUGUACCUGUUAGUAACUGCUGCUAAAUGUAGAAUUUUUGUGUGCGUACUGGUGAUGUAGUUCAGCCACACAAAUGUUAAAUUACUUUUUUCAACAUCAGAUUAUGUUUGAUGUAUAUAUACCAACAUACAUAAACAAUAUAUAUGUAAAAAUUGACAUGUAAAGUAUGUAAUUUGCCAACCUACCAAAAGAACGUCAGUCCUUUAACUGGCAGUCUAAAUGUUGGUGUUCGUCGGACUGCUGUUUAUGUCUUCAAUAUUGAAUGUAGAUGACUUCAUUUAUGGCAAAAAAUGCUUCGACCUAAUUGUAAAGCUGUAAGUUUGCUUAUGUGCUCUCGCCACGAUGUGCCAAAGUCUAUUUUUUUUUUUUUUUUUUUUUUU